AUGACCUUACCGACCAUCGUGUUUAUUCCAGGUGCGUGGCACACCUGUGAAUACUACAAACAUGUCAUAUCCAUCCUCACGGCAAAGGGAUUUCCCACCGCAACUGUCGACCUACCGUCCGUGGGUGGUAUCUCACCUAUGGCAGAUGAUGCAGCUAUUCAGAAGGUAACCUCGGAGCUGGCUUCCGAUGGUCAAAAGAUUAUCCUAGUCAUGCAUUCAUAUGGUGGAAUUCCUGGUACGGAGCAAAGGGCUUGCUCGGAAAAUACGCUAGACGGAAGAAGGGAUGAGCGUGGAAAGUGUGGCAAGUGGAGCAGAGAUGGGAAAAUAUUCUACGAUAGAGCAACUGCCAUCGAGAGAUUCUACCAUGAUUUCCGGAAAGAUGAAUCUCCAACAGCAUGGGCUAUGAAUUUGAAGGCACACUCUGCGGCAUCUUUCUCGGACCCUCUAACCUAUGCUGCGCAUCGGGAUAUUCCAGCCAUAUAUUUGCUCUGCGAGCAGGAUAAGUCGCUCCCGCUUGGGAUUCAGGAACUCUUUGUGAGUUACGCCGAGGGGAAAGUCACUACCCGAAGCUGCAGUCGGGGCACAGUCCAA
Penicillium daleae is the source of this 591-nucleotide messenger RNA. RefSeq names its product alpha/beta hydrolase. NCBI's taxonomy places the organism in Eukaryota, Fungi, Ascomycota, Eurotiomycetes, Eurotiales, Aspergillaceae. The transcript is spliced from 3 exons. The record is from RefSeq and is a predicted model, not a curated record. The annotation marks the transcript as partial.